AUGGAUAUCCCUAAUGAUGCUUCAUGGACAAUGAGAAUGUUGUUGAAUCUCAGAAGUGUGGCGCAACCUCUGAUUCAGUACUUGAUUGGCAAUGGACAAGGUACCUUUCUUUGGCUUGAAAACUGGCAUCCCCUCGGACCUCUUUUUAAUAAAUUUGGCGAGAAUAUUGUAUAUAAUCUUGGUAGAUCUUUGAACUCUAAAGUCUCCUCAAUUAUUCAUGACGGGGUGUGGAGGUGGCCUAGACAAAGGAAUAGGGCCACUCAGUUUAUCAUAGAGCAUACACCUGCUGAUUUUAAACCAAUUUGUGAUAGGCUGGAUUCAGUUGUGUGGAUCCCUCAUCUAGCUGGUUUUACUGUGUCUUCUGCUUGGGAGGCGAUUCGGCUUAAAUUUCCUAUUCAGCCUUGGUCAAGCAUAGUUUGGUAUAGUAAGAAUGUGCCUCACUGGGCUUUCAUUCUGUGGCUAGUUGUGCUUCAUAGACUAAGUACAAAGGAUAGGUUAUUGAGUUGGGGGAUGAAUGUAGAGGAUGGUUGUGUUCUCUGUAACAAUGGCCAAGAGUCUCAUGAACAUCUGUUUUUUCAUUGUGUUUUUUCUCAAUCAGUUUGGGGUGCUAUUUGGCAACGAUGUUCUAUGGCUCAAAUCCGUUCUUCCUUGUCUGAUAUGAUUACUUGGUAUAUCCAGAAUGCUAAAGGGUCUAGUUUUAAAUGCUGGCUUUUGAAGAGUGUGCUAGCUGCUUGUGUCUACAACUUGUGGAUAGAACGUAAUCUACGGAUUUUUCAGCACAAGUUUUCUCCUAUUGAUCAGGUUAUACUUAAGACUGUAACUUCUAUUCGGGAAUUAGUGCACUCAAAAACGGGGGUUAAACAAUCCCAAAAGAACAUGGAGUUAUGUUGUAAUUGGGGGCUCUCAAAUAGGAUUUUUACUCCAUCAGUUUUGUAUAGGCAAAAUCUCUAA
Molecule: messenger RNA, 951 nt
Organism: Rhododendron vialii
Lineage: Eukaryota; Viridiplantae; Streptophyta; Magnoliopsida; Ericales; Ericaceae
Exons: 1
Coding region: 1-951 (316 amino acids)
Source: RefSeq, a predicted model, not a curated record